UUCUGACUCCUAGACGUCGAGCACUAGAGUGACUGUGCUGUCUUUUCACAAGAGGACGAGCAUCGGGACGCACACGCGACGUGUGCAGCUGAGAUUCAUCGAUCAUGGUACUGUUGCACGUGUUGUUCGAGCAUGCGUCCGGCUAUGCGUUGUUUGCAGUCAAAGAAGUCGAGGAGAUCAGCAUGCUGCUGCCUCAGGUGGAGCAGAGUGUGCUGAGUCUGGCCAAAUUCAACAGCAUGGUGAGCCUGGCUGCCUUUUUCCCUUUUAAGUCGGCUCAAACUGCCCUGGAGAACAUAAAUGCUGUUUCUGAAGGGGUGGUUCAUGCUGACCUCAAGUUGUUCCUUGAGACAAAUAUUCCUAAAUCUGGAAAGAAGAAAGCAACACUGGGAGUCGGAGAUGCCAAAAUUGGUGCUGCCUUACAAGAAGAAUUUGGGUUUUCCAUCCAGACCAGUGGUGUUGUGGCAGAAUUAACAAGAGGGAUUCGCCUUCACUUCCACAUGCUGGUAAAGGGGCUGACAGCUGUGGCGGCCUCCAAGGCCCAGCUGGGUCUAGGCCACAGUUACUCUCGAGCCAAGGUUAAAUUUAAUGUCAACCGGGCGGACAACAUGAUCAUCCAGUCCAUUGCGCUGUUGGAUCAGCUCGACAAGGACAUUAACACGUUCUCCAUGCGUGUCCGCGAAUGGUACGGUUACCACUUCCCCGAGCUGGUGAGGAUCGUGCCAGACAACUCUCUGUACUGCCGCUUGGCUCAGCUCAUCGGUAACCGGAAGGAGUUGACGGAUGAGAGCGUGGCAAGCCUGGAGGAGGUGGUCAUGGACAACGCUAAGGCGCAGGCCAUCCUCGACGCGUCCCGCUCCUCAAUGGGAAUGGACAUUUCGCCUAUUGACUUGAUCAACAUCGAGAGGUUCUCCAAUCGCGUGGUGUCUCUGGGGGCGUAUCGUCUGGAGCUGCAAGAGUACUUGCGCUCCAAGAUGAGCCAAGUGGCCCCCAACUUGGCUGCAUUGAUUGGAGAAGUGGUGGGCGCUCGUCUAAUCUCCCACGCCGGCAGUCUGACCAACCUGGCAAAGUACCCCGCCUCCACCGUCCAGAUCCUGGGAGCGGAGAAGGCCCUGUUCAGAGCCCUCAAGACUCGCGGCAACACCCCCAAAUACGGCCUGAUCUUCCACUCGACCUUCAUCGGCCGCGCCGCCGCCAAGAACAAGGGCCGCAUCUCCAGAUAUCUGGCUAACAAGUGCAGCAUUGCCUCGCGCAUCGACUGCUUCUCCGAAAUGCCCACCUGCGUGUUUGGUGACAAACUGCGUGAACAGGUGGAGGAGCGCCUGGCUUUCUUUGAGACUGGCGACCUACCGCGUAAGAAUGUCGACGUGAUGAAAGAGGCCAUGGAGGAGGUGACCACGGCUGCUGAAGUGAUGCGUAAACAGGAAAAGAAGCGCAAGAAGCGUGAAAAGAAGCAAGCGCUCCUUGAAAAUGGAGAAGAGAAUGGUGACAACAAGGUUAAUGGUGACUCUGAAACACCCGGGAAAAAGAAAAAGAAACGUGCGGCUGAGGAAGAGGUGGAAGUCCAGGCUGACGAGGCAUCGGCUGCAGAGAACGGAGCAGGUGAUGCUUCCACCAAGAAAAAGAAACGCAAGUCUGAGCCUCAGGAGGCUGCUGUGGUAGAGGCUGAGGAGGACACUGACACGCCGGCUAAGAAGAAAAAGAAACGAAAGUCGGUUGUCAUUGAAGCUGAGCCAGUGGAAGUCAUCCCAGAAACUCCAGUGUCUGAGAAGAAAAAGAAAAAGAAAAAAAAUGUGGAGUGAAGAAUGGGAUGGAUUGACUCCAGACUGAACUAUGUUUGUGUAUAGAUCACUUUAUUCAUGUCCUUUUUUUUGGACUGUACAGAUGCUUUACCCGUGCCUUGCAUUAUCAAAAAUUUACUUGUACUUAUGUAAAUAAAUCUUCAGUUCUUUACAAAAACA
Syngnathus acus (greater pipefish) is the source of this 1958-nucleotide messenger RNA. RefSeq names its product NOP56 ribonucleoprotein homolog (gene nop56). The coding region runs from base 105 to 1799 and encodes 564 amino acids. Lineage: Eukaryota; Metazoa; Chordata; Actinopteri; Syngnathiformes; Syngnathidae. The transcript has 12 exons. Gene Ontology annotation, cellular component: small-subunit processome; box C/D methylation guide snoRNP complex. The record is from RefSeq and is a predicted model, not a curated record. Gene Ontology annotation, molecular function: snoRNA binding.